Lutzomyia longipalpis is the source of this 2309-nucleotide messenger RNA. Its product is annotated as zinc finger protein with KRAB and SCAN domains 7-like. Bases 87 to 2000 code for a protein of 637 amino acids. The record is from RefSeq and is a predicted model, not a curated record. NCBI's taxonomy places the organism in Eukaryota, Metazoa, Arthropoda, Insecta, Diptera, Psychodidae. Gene Ontology annotation, molecular function: DNA-binding transcription factor activity, RNA polymerase II-specific; RNA polymerase II cis-regulatory region sequence-specific DNA binding; zinc ion binding. Gene Ontology annotation, cellular component: nucleus. The transcript has 7 exons.
UCAACAAACAAAAAUAUUUAGAAUUUUUUAAUCUUUUGCAAAAAACGCGUAUUUUUAUUAUUAUUAUUAAGUGAAUUACUAAAGCAAUGAAUGAGUCCACCGUGUGUCGUUUGUGCCUCUUCAACAAUAAUGCCGCAUUUAAUUUGUUUGAUGCGAAAAUACAAGAAAAUCAAAUUAUUCAGAAAAUUCUUAAAUAUUUAUGUUUUGAGAUAAAGGAAGAUGAUAAUCUCCCGAAGGAUAUUUGUUUGGGGUGUAUUGAAAAAAUUGAGGCAUUUCACAAAUUUUACGAAGAGGUGGCACAAAACCAAUCAAUGCUUGCCUAUGCUCAAACUCAGGGUAGCCCAGUUAUAAUAACAUCAGCAUCUCCAGCAAUACUGGAUUCCAGUCAAAAAUCCAUCACAAUGGCCCAUCAUCAGUUGCAGGAAUUCAUAAAGCUCGAGGACAUCAAUGCCGGUCAAAUUGAUUUGCAAAGUUUAAACAAUGCCAUUGCUUCCAGUGGAUCAGUUCCCACCACAUUGGCUGUUAUAAGUUCCGUCACAUUCAACAACGGCACAGCCACGACAAAUUAUACGAUUCAGGAAGUACCACACAACACUCUUCCCAUCAUCACAACAAGCACGGAUGCUGUUGCAUCAACAACAAAACCCCCACCAAUUGUGGAAGAGUAUCAUGCAGAAGUUGAGCAGGUACUGCAAAACAAUCAACAAGAUUCGGAAGUAAUAGAGAAUCAAAAACAUCCAAAAGCUACGUUGCAGUUGCCAACGCGUAUCCGGAAGAAGAAGGUGAAAGAUAAAAUGGAGAGUCCCAUUGAUGAUUGCUCGGAUAACUUUGCAAAAGAAUUAGCGGAUGAAAAUGAACUUGCAGAUAAAAUGGAUUUAUCUUUGGACAACACUCCACACUUGGAGGAGAGAGAAAAUAAUGAAUCUAAAAGGGACUUUCUGGAGAAUAUUGAAUUUCCUGAUUUCCCCAAGAGAAUCAUUCAAGAUAGCAAACUUCUUAUUAGAGGAAAACCCCUCAUCUCCCUCAUGUCUAAAUUCUAUAGAUUAGAAUGCGAUCUUUGUACCGAUGGAAGCAAGAGUGGAAAGAAAGGAUUUAAGAAAUUAUCUGUCCUCUGCAAUCACUACACAGAAUUUCACAAUAUAAAAGGAUACGUUAUCUGUUGUGGAGUUAAGUUGAUAAAACCUCGAGCAAUGGCCAUGCACAUGGCAAGGCAUCUUCAGCCAGAGGCUUUUAGAUGUCCUGAAUGCAGUAAAAUGAUGACAUGCCCGAAGAUUUUGCAGUAUCACAUACAAAAUCACCUGCCAGAGGAGAAAAGGCCCCUUGCCUGUCCAGAUUGUCCGAGGAGAUUUAGUUAUAGUAGUGCUCUCGUUGCCCAUGCCAUUUCACAUCAACCGGAAAGCCAGAGAGCAGCACAUGUGUGCGAUGAAUGCGGGAAAACAUUCUCAUCUCCUGGACGCCUGUCAACUCACAUCAAUGUGGCUCAUACGAAGCAAGGUGUUAGCUUCGUUUGCCAUGUGUGUGCCAAGCAAUUUGCCUGCAAGGGGAAUCUCACAUAUCACCUGACAACCCACCAACCUCGUGUCCAUCAAGUUCAGUGUCAACAGUGUGGGAAGUGGCUGAAGAAUAAACUUUGUCUGCGGAAGCACAUGGUGCAGCAUUCAAUGGUGCGCUUCAAAUGCGAUCUCUGUGAAUAUUCAGCACUCAAUCGACAGUGCCUGAGGAACCACGUACGGGUUCAGCAUACAGAUCUCAAGCCCUACUGCUGCUCCCAGUGCGGGAGGGCAUUCAAAUUGAAAAAUACCCUCCUGAAUCAUAUGGUUCAGCAUACGGGAUUAAAGAAAUUCUCAUGUCAGUUCUGCAGCCGGACAUUUGCUUCUUCCGGAAACUACUACAGUCACCGGAAACGCAUGCAUCCUCAGGAGCUUGCAGCAUACAAUAAGAAACGCGAAGAGGAAGAAAGCGUGCUCAGGGCUAAAGCUCUUGCCGGAAAAUUAUCGUAACAACGUUCACAGCAUUUUUCUUUUUUUUUACAACUCCGGACUACGCUUUGAUGUAAGUUAAGAUUUUUGCUGCCAGAACUUUUUGUCUAACUCUUUAAUCGAAUAUUAAAGAAUCUAUAUCGUCAUUGUUCCAAUACUAUGACAAAUUAUUUUAAAACAUACUCUGAAAUUGACCACAAAAACUGCAGCAGAGUCUCCUGGCCAAUGAAUUCUUGAAGUUUUUCGUGGCAAAUAUCAUUCCGUCUUUAAUUUUGUAUUGUUUUUUUUUUAACUAAAAACCAGAAAAUAAAGUUCUCAAUGCAAUUUAAA